Molecule: messenger RNA, 628 nt
Organism: Prinia subflava (tawny-flanked prinia)
Lineage: Eukaryota; Metazoa; Chordata; Aves; Passeriformes; Cisticolidae
Gene: LAMTOR2
Product: late endosomal/lysosomal adaptor, MAPK and MTOR activator 2
Exons: 4
Coding region: 88-465 (125 amino acids)
Biological process (GO): cellular response to amino acid stimulus; positive regulation of TOR signaling
Cellular component (GO): Ragulator complex
Molecular function (GO): molecular adaptor activity; guanyl-nucleotide exchange factor activity
Source: RefSeq, a predicted model, not a curated record
CCCCCGGGAUGCUCCGGGCGCGGCGCGGCCCCGUGACGGCCCCGCCCGGCGCGGCGCCACCCCCGCCCCGCGGUGCCGGCGGCGGCCAUGCUGCGGCCCAAGGCCCUGACGCAGGUGCUCAGCCAGGCCAACACCGGCGGCGUCCAGAGCACGCUGCUGCUGAACAACGAGGGGUCCUUGCUUGCCUACUCGGGCUACGGGGACACUGAUGCCAGGGUCACUGCGGCCAUCGCCAGCAACAUCUGGGUGGCCUAUGACAAGAAUGGGCACCAGGCGUUCAACGAGGACAACCUCAAAUUCAUCCUCAUGGACUGUAUGGAGGGGCGAGUGGCCAUCACACGGGUGGCAAACCUACUGCUCUGCAUGUACGCCAAGGAGACGGUCGGAUUUGGGAUGCUGAAAGCCAAGGCACAGGCACUAGUGCAGUACCUGGAGGAGCCGCUCACGCAGGUGGCCGCAUCGUGAGCGUGUAGUGGAGGCUCUGCAGUGCCACUGGGCUCCAACACCGUCACCGUCAGCGUGGGCUGGGCGUGGGCCCCAUGGGCAUCCCGGAGCUCUAGUGUGGUGUUAAAAAUAAGGUGGCAGGAAUACAAAAGCUGGGGAAAUAAAAGUAUGUUUGAUGCUUGUG